Daldinia caldariorum is the source of this 2605-nucleotide messenger RNA. Its product is annotated as glycoside hydrolase family 47 protein. Lineage: Eukaryota; Fungi; Ascomycota; Sordariomycetes; Xylariales; Hypoxylaceae. The transcript has a single exon. Gene Ontology annotation, cellular component: endoplasmic reticulum; Golgi membrane. Gene Ontology annotation, molecular function: calcium ion binding; mannosyl-oligosaccharide 1,2-alpha-mannosidase activity. The record is from RefSeq and is a predicted model, not a curated record. The coding region runs from base 426 to 2258 and encodes 610 amino acids. Gene Ontology annotation, biological process: carbohydrate metabolic process; N-glycan processing.
AAGCGGAAAAGCUUAACAGGGAAGCUCCGUUAUGUGAACCCCUUUUUUACCCUUUUUUUUAUAAAAUUCCAAGUUUUUUUUUUUUUUUUUAUUCUUUGAAUUGGGGCCUUUACCACCAAAAACAAGUAUUUAUAACCAACAAAACUCCCUUAACUUACGUCCCACAGACGCAUAGGCCCACUGCUCGAAUCUUUUAACCGUGAUAUUUCAUUCAUCUGAUGUUUAGCUACGAAUUCAAGAUCUCUUGCCUGCUUGCCUUUGGGAAAGCUGACCUGUUCGUCAGUUCUCCAGGCUGAUUUUAUACAAUCUAGACUCGAGCGAUGUGAAUAUCCUUCCUUUCCGACUGUAUUCGCUAGCUUUGAAGCCCAUUUUUUUUAGAGUAAUAUACGUUAGAUUUACGUUUUCAAUCUGCUAUAAUCGCAGCUAUGGCCUUUCGUCGCACCCGUUUACUUAUCGCUGCAAUUUGCAUUUGGGUCCUUGCGUCAUGGUAUUAUAGCUGGCACCCGCCCGCUGGUUCGGGUAUCUUUAAUCCUACGCGUGGUCCGGGUAAUCGUCCUACAUCGGCAUCAGCUGGUUCGAAAGCCAUCAAGUGGGAAAAGCGUCCUCCCAAGUAUCCCGUCGAAAAACCCGCUACGCUCCCGACAAAUAGACCUUCCAAACGGAUACCGCGUGUACAAGCCGCGAGGCCGAAGGAGAGUGCUUCCGAUAAAGAGUUGCGCCUACGGAGACUUGCUGCUGUCAAGGACAGCUUCAAACACAGUUGGAAUGGCUACAAGAAAUAUGCGUGGGGUCAUGAUGAGAUCAAGCCCCUCUCGGGAUUGUAUAAGGAUCCUUUUGCCGGGUGGGCGGCAACCCUCGUCGAUUCGUUGGACAGCCUCUGGCUCCUUGAUAUGAAAGAUGAUUUUGAAUUUGCGGUGCAUGCUUGCGAGACGAUUGAUUUCUCAAGGACGGAGACCCGUGAUAUCAACAUCUUCGAAACGACGAUUCGUUAUCUCGGAGGGUUCUUAGCAGCGUACGAGCUGAGCGGGAAACAAUAUCCGGGUUUGCUUAAAAAGGCGACCGAGGUGGCCGAUCUAGUAAUGUCGUGUUUCGACACGCCAAACCACAUGCCCAUAACGCGAUUUCCUUGGAAGGAUUAUGCUAGGGGCAAGUCACAGGUAGCCCCGGGGCAUGCUCUGUUGGCUGAAAUUGGGUCACUUAGCCUUGAGCUUACUAAGUUAUCUCAAUUGACCGGAGACAUGCAAUACUAUGAUGCCGUGCAAAGAAUAGCUGAUGGCCUAGAAAAAGACCAAAAGUCGACCUCGCUGCCGGGACUGUGGCCGAUAGUAGUGGACCCUUCAAGGACACCUCUGAAGUCUUCUGGGGACUCGUUUACGCUGGGCGGUAUGGCCGACAGUACUUUCGAGUACCUGGGAAAGCAAUACUUGCUGCUCGGGGGCGCCCUCGACCAACCCCGCAAAAUGUACGAAGACUUCAUAGACGUCGCGAAGAAAUACCUUCUCCGCCGCGCGCUAAACCCGGACAAUCUGAAAUUGCUCUUUUUCGGUGACGCUAGGGUCGUCACGAUGCCCGAGGGCGGCGAGGAGGUUGUACACACCCCGAUAGCACAACACUUGACGUGCUUUGCCGGAGGUAUGGUGGGUAUGGCAGCUAAGAUCUUCGACCGCCCGUCGGAUCUGGAGGUAGCGGAGCAGUUGACGGAGGGGUGCGUAUGGUCGUAUAAUCAAACUGACUCGGGUAUUGGGCCCGAGCUGUUCCGCUUCAUCCCUUGUGACCUAGAUGUUACCAAAGACGACUGCCAAUGGAGCGAGACACGUUGGACGGAAGCGAUAAGGAAGUUUUGGGGCCGCAAUACCAAGGGCGGCACGCUUUCUGAUAAACAGAUCAAGGACAACAUCAUAGGGCAACGGAAUCUGCCCACCGGUAUGGUUAAUGUUGACGACCGCCGGUACCUCCUACGUCCCGAGGCCAUCGAGUCGGUGUUCAUGAUGUGGCGUCUGACAGGGGAUACUAAGUACAUGGAAAAGGCCUGGGCUAUGUUUAAGGCGGUAGAUAAAUGGACAAGGUCGAAGUACGCCUCGGCGGCGUUAGACGACGUGACGGAGAAGAAGCCGGCGCAGGUGGACAGCAUGGAGAGCUUCUGGCUGGCGGAAACGCUUAAGUAUUUCUACUUGAUCUUCGGGGAUUGGGAUCUGGUCAACCUGGACGAAUGGGUAUUGAACACGGAAGCGCAUCCUCUACGACGCGCGGAUGCAUGAGGAGGGUAUACGGUCAUGGUUUAGUAUAUGACAGGAUAGAGGACCGGACUUUGAUACCCCUAGAGGGAAAUGAUAUACUAUGUAGGUAUGGGCGGUAUACAUGAAUGUUAAAUGGUAAGGAAUUGGAUGAGCAAUAUCAUGAUGGUUUAUCUAGGAUCUUUUCUAGAAAGACAAUUAUGUUGCAUGAUAUGCACCCAUAUAAGAGAAGUUAUAAAUGAUAGUUAUCCAAAUCCAAGUGUGGAACUUGCUGGUGAUUACCAUAGCCUAGGUACCUAGGUAGGUACUUAUCUUCUAACCUGGCCUACUUUAAAUAAUGCUAGAUGCAAAGAUUCGACUAUUAGGUCGAC